UGUGCGUACCCACACGCACAAAGUUGUGCGCAUAACAAGGAAGUGCCAACAACUCGGGUUUGGAUCAACAUAAUUGUUUUAUCUUUGGCAUUGUCUCGCAUGAAUUUCACAGAGGGGAACAACUCUUGCCGUCUUAAGAUCAUCGGGGACUUGACCUUGUAUGAGGGACAAAUUAAUGAUGUGAGUUAAGGGACUAACAAUAACAGAGGACCCGUCUUUGACAAAACGCAAAGCAUGCGAUGGCCGUUCUGGUGGCUGUACCAUUCCCUGACCCUUACCCUGCUGCUGUUCACUAACGGUUACCAUAGUUAUGACUGGGCCUCGAUCAACCUGCCCGUCCUUCAUGUGCCGUACUAUUUCACCAACAAUCCACACGUCGCAGAUCUGUGCAGAACAGAUGAGUCUUGCCCAUACAAGUCAGCCCUUUCCGAGGACAGAUGUUGGGGAUACGAGCAGGACUGCCCCGUCACAAACCGUCUGUCGCAGCCGACCUGUCCUGACCCUAGUAGGGGCUGGGCUCAAGCAAAGGAGGAUCAGCUUGCCCAGUUUUGGAAAGGGGCUGAUUUUGGAUACGUGCUGGAGAGGAGGAAUGAGAUGACUGUCUACUGUGCCCCUGAAACUGAGGAGGAUUCUCUACUUGAAUGUGCCAAAUAUGCCAGAUACUGUCGUGCCAAAAAUAUUUACUUGGAUUUCCGAAAAGCUGACUUUAGUGGUACUGAGAAUUUUAAAGAUGACUUUCUUAAAUCUGGAGAAAUAGGUGGACAUUGUCGCCUUGAUUCCAGUGGGUUAAAGUCUCAGAGUGAGCACAAAUAUGCUUUACAGUCUUGGUAUUCAGAAGUGGAGCACUUCACGUCCCUUCCAUUCCGUCCCCUUGACAGCAAGAACUGUGACGUCAUCAUCGACAAGCCUGUCAUGUUCAUGAAGCUUGAUGCAGGCGUCAACAUGUUCCACCAUUACUGUGAUUUCAUCAACUUCUACACCAGUCAGCAUUUGAACAACUCCUUUACUCAGGACAUGUACAUGAUUAACUGGGACACAAGUAUGCGCCCCUACAAUGACCUGUUCAAGGAAACGUUUGAUGCCUUUACUAGUCAUCCAAUGCAGUAUAUCAAAGACUUCCAGAACAAAAGGGUGUGCAUCAAAGACGCUGUGUUCCCAUUGCUGCCCAGAAUGCGAUGGGGAAUGUUCUACAAUAUGCCUCUGAUCCCUGGCUGUUAUAGUAGCAGUUUAUUUCAAGCAUUUUCAGCUCAUCUGGUGCAUCGACUCCACAUACCCCAGGAAGGGCCUCUGGGUGAAAAGAUUCGUAUUACGCUGCUAGAUCGAGACACAAAGUACAGAAACGUUAUGAACCAAAAUGAGUUGGUUGCGGCAUUGAAAACUGUUGGUGAAUAUGAUGUACGGGUUGUUGUCUAUAAAUACAGGGAGUUGCCGUUCCUGGAGCAGGUGAAGGUGUCCCACAACAGCGAUGUCUUCAUCAGCAUGCACGGAGCCGGUCUCACGCACAUGUUGUUCCAGCCAGACUGGGGCGCCGUCAUUGAACUGUUUCACUGUGGUGACCCCAACUGUUACCUUGACCUUGCUCGACUCCGGGGCCUCAAGUACUUCACCUGGGAGAAGAUGGACAAGUUGACCCAGGAAGACGAAGGACAUCACCCCCAGCUGGGAGCCCACCAGAAGUUCACAAAUUACGGCUUUGAAAUCGUCGAGUUCAUGAGACUGGUUGCCAUGGCAGCUGACCAUGUUCGAUCUCACCCAGCGUUCAUUGCUGCCAAGAGGUCGUGUAAUCAUAGCCUUCCAAAAGAUGAACUUUGAUGCUGGAUUGUUCUAGUGUUUUUAGUUUGACUGCUGUAUUGAUUAAGAAGUAUACAUUUCUAGUUUUGCCAAACUCAGCAUUACCUUCUGGUAGAUAUGUUUUCUCUUGUCGCUUUGUGAACCUUGAUCAUGUGAACUUUUCAGAAAUAUCAUUUUUGUCCAAUGUUUAUAAAUCUUGGUCAGAAUUAUUUUCCCAAUGAUAUUUCUGCUGAGCUAAAACUUGCCCAAUUUUACCCUCAUGGUGCUUUUGUAAUAUUAUAAUUAUGACUUGGUGCUUUUUAUGCACCCAGAAGGGUGGCAUAUAGCAGUCUGUGCGUCCGUCAGAAAACUUUAACAUUGGCAAUAACUUUUUGCAAUAUUGAAGAUAGUAACUUGAUAUUUGGCAUGCAUGUGUAUCUCAUGGAGCUGCACAUUUUGAGUGGUAAAAGGUCAAGGUCAUCCUUCAAGGUCAAAGGUUUAAAAAAAAUCCAAGGGAAGUAACAAGCUUUAAAGAGAGAUAAUUUCUAUUUAUCAUUUGGCAGGUACAGAUCAUUUUCACAAGGGAAGUAAUAUUUUUUAAAGGGAUAUAAUAAAAAAAUAAUCAAACUGGCGCAGUAGGGGGCAUUGUGUUUUUGACGAACACAUAUCUUGUUUAAAUAAUUUAUGCUUGUCAUAUUUAUAAAACAUUUGACAUAGUCCUAUCAAAUUAAGAAGUGUUGGUGCUAUGUAUGUGAACACUUGAAUAAAGAAACAUAAUACUGUG
This is a messenger RNA of Dreissena polymorpha, 2554 nucleotides long. Its product is annotated as EGF domain-specific O-linked N-acetylglucosamine transferase-like. Lineage: Eukaryota; Metazoa; Mollusca; Bivalvia; Myida; Dreissenidae. Gene Ontology annotation, cellular component: endoplasmic reticulum lumen. The coding region runs from base 235 to 1812 and encodes 525 amino acids. Gene Ontology annotation, molecular function: protein N-acetylglucosaminyltransferase activity. The transcript is spliced from 17 exons. The record is from RefSeq and is a predicted model, not a curated record.